This is a messenger RNA of Oldenlandia corymbosa var. corymbosa, 1935 nucleotides long. NCBI's taxonomy places the organism in Eukaryota, Viridiplantae, Streptophyta, Magnoliopsida, Gentianales, Rubiaceae. The record is from the annotation of a GenBank genome assembly.
AUGGGGAAACCUCAAAAUAGCAGCAACGAAACCAGGAAGAAGAGGAAGAGGGCUGCAUCUUCAGCAGUAGAAGCCAAAUCCAAAAUCUCCAAGAAAUUCCAAAAGUCGAAUAACUCCAGUGAAGUUUCCCAAAAGGGUUCAAAACAACCAAUUAAAUUAUCCAAGCCGCCUCAUGUUGAAGCUAACCCUCACUUCAAUGAAGAUGAUAAAGAAAAAAGAAAAAAGCUUCGGAAAGAAUCAAAGGAAUUGGCCGAGUCAAGGAAGAAGUUGAGGAAGAAGCAUUAUACCUUGGAGCAAGAGCUUGCGUUGUUAUGGGAAAAGAUGCGACGUCGAGAUAUUACGAAAGAAGAUAAAUCCCAUGAAGCACUAAGUAAGAUGAAAGGGAAGAUUCCUGAGAUUGCCAUUUCUCAUGUUUCAUCUCGCGUUCUUCAGACUUGUGUCAAGUACUGUUCAUUAGAUGAAAGGAACGCCAUCUUUGAAGAACUAAAGUCACAAGUGAUUAGCCUUGCAACGAAUAAAUAUGCUGUCUAUUUGUUGAACAAGAUGUUAGAUAGCGCAUCCAAAGAACAGCUGGCAGCCUUUAUUUCCUCUCUUCAUGGGCAUGUUGCUACUCUGCUUCGACACACAGUUGGUUCACUUGUCGUCGAACAUGCAUAUUGUGUGGGAAACGCAAGACAGAAACAGUCCCUGUUGAUGGAGUUGUACUCACCUGAGCUGCGAUUAUUUAAAGAUCUGGCCUCAAUUAAUGAAACCAGGUUACUUGAUGUAAUAUCCAAGUUACAGUUGCAAAAAUCAUCAGUAUCGCGUCACCUGUCUGCAGUUCUUCAACCAAUUUUGGAGAAGGGAAUUUUGGACCAUUCGAUUAUACAUAAAGCACUAAUGGAAUAUCUGACUAUCGCAGAUAAGAAUGUAAUGGUUUAUAUAAUUCAGCAGUUGUCAGGCCCGCUUCUGGUUCGAAUGAUUCACACGAAGGAGGGAUCCCACAUUGCUAUCCUCUGCAUCAAGCAUGGUGAUGCAAAGGAUAGGAAGAAAAUCAUUAAAGGGAUGAAAGGCCUGGUUCAAAAGAUUGCUCUUGAUAAAUAUGGGAGCAUGGUACUUGUUUCCCUUCUUUCUACUGUGGAUGACACCAAGCUCUUGUCUAAGAUCAUCGUCCGUGAAUAUGAGGGGAUUUUGAAGGAAGUUGUUUUUUCCAAGUCUGCAAGGCGUCCAGUUCUGCAAUUACUUCAUCCUAACUGUUCUCGAUAUUUCAACCCAGACGAUUUAAGUUCCUUUGUACCCUCCUUGAGUAGUAAGGGUGACUCUGAACCAAUUCCCGAUGUAAAUGAAGAAGGCAGUACAGAUGUGGCAGGAACUACUGCUGAGGCAAAUAAUAGUGACAGUGCUGGAAUGAGCUUGGAUGUAGAUAAGGUUGCGAAGAAAGAUCCUUUAACUAGGAGGAAAGAAUUGCUGAUCCAAACAGGACUUGCAGAGAAAACCAUUGAGGUUUGUUGUGAGAUGGCAGGAGAUUUAUUAAGGUCACAAUUUGGCAAGGAAGUAAUCUAUGAGGUGGCGACUGGUGGUGCUGAUGGCAUACUUCAUCCCUUUAUGGAUGAAAAGUUAGGAGAAUUACAUGAAAAGAUAGCAUCUCUGGUGGGAGAGCCUAAAUCGGAAGAAAAGGGAGAAACCGACCAUCUUCUCGAAGACUUCCAUUCCAGCAGGACCAUCAGGAAACUGAUUCUGGAUUGCCCUGCCUUUGCAUCCAAGUUGUGGGAGAAAGCCCUCCAAGGAAAAUGCAUAUUAUGGGCGCAGGGUCACAGUUCCAAGGUGAUUUGUGCCUAUCUCAAAACCUCAGACCUUAACUUGCGGGAAGCAGCAAAGAAAGAGCUGCAGCCCUUGAUCGACAGUGGUGUUCUGAAAAUUCCUGCAGAUAAUAAUGAUGCAGCAAAAGCCGAGUAA